Molecule: messenger RNA, 2422 nt
Organism: Leucoraja erinaceus (little skate)
Lineage: Eukaryota; Metazoa; Chordata; Chondrichthyes; Rajiformes; Rajidae
Product: cytochrome c oxidase assembly protein COX14 homolog
Exons: 1
Coding region: 408-596 (62 amino acids)
Source: RefSeq, a predicted model, not a curated record
ACAGAGGAACGAGGGCAGAAUCAGCAGCAAGGCAAAAUAGAGGAGACAGAAAGUAAAACAGUGACAGCUGGAUAGCGCACAACAAAGAGGAAAUGAAGCUGGGUGAAUGAAUAAGAUGGAGGAUGAAAUUGAAUGGCGGUGGCCAUCAAAAUCUUUUGCAGAACAUAAAACAUUAAGUUGGCCCCACGUUACAAAAUGGCAAGUUUCUGGUUGAUUUCAGUCUUACGUUUACUGAUGGAAUUUUCAUUUGUACCAGCAUCAUUCCCCCACAGUGUAAUGGGCCUGUCCCACUUAGGCGAUUUUUCAGGCGACUGCCAGAGACUGUUAAGUACUAGUUCCCAGAAUGCGGGAACUCCUCACGACCAUGAAGGAGAUUCCCCGGCAAACACCCGCGAACAUCUGUCACCAUGGUGUCCUCGAAGAAAUUAGCAGACAUAGGUUACAGGAUGGUUUCUGGCUCAAUGAUAUUACUGACGGUGUACGGUGGUUAUCUGGACGGUGUACGGUGUACGGUGGUAGCCUACCGCUACUUCCAGACAAAAAAGACCUUGAAGGCAGCAGCUAAAGAUCAAGCCAGUGAAAUAAUCAAGGACUAAAAGCUGCUCGUGUUUGGGGAACAAAGCUCCCCGCUUUGCAACAUGUGUUAACAUGUGGUGACUAUGUGGCGACUGCAUAGUCUUCUGCAGUCGCCUAAGUGGGACGAGCCCAUAAAACUCUCCCAAGUACAAGACACAGUUCAUCUCCUGCCUGAUUUCCAAACAGAACUGUUGAAACACAACAGAUCUAAUUCACCUGCAGAAUAACUACGUGUCCUCAGAAAACACAAGGACAUAAGAGAAUGCAAACAAACAAUCUGUUGGAGGAAUACAGUAGAUUGAGUAGCAUCUGCGGGGAGAAAGGAAUGGUCAUGCCUUAGAAGUCAAAACCCUGCUUCAAGUCACAACUAAAAACAUUGAUUAUUCUUCUUGUAAGGAGAAAGUAUACAGUUAAUGGCAAGACCCUUAACAGCAUUGAUGUGCAGAGGGACCUUGGCGUGCAAGUUCAUGGCAGCACAAGUAGAUAGGAUGUUAAAGAAGGGGUAUGGUUGGCCUGGCUUCAUUGCACCGGAUAUUGAAUAUAAGAGUCGGGAAGUCACGAUACAGCUCCAUGAGACUUUGGUUACGAUGCAUUUGGAGCACUCUGUGCGGUUCUGCUCAUCCCAUUACAGAAGGGGGAAAAAGGCUUUGGAGUGAGUGCAGAGGAGGUUUACUGGGAUUCUGCCUGGAUUAGAGAGUUUCAGUUACAAGGAAAGGUUGGAUAGAUGAAUUGUUUUCUCUGGGGCAUCAGAGGAUGACGGGAGACUGGACAGAAGUAAAUACAAUUAUGAAAGGCACAGAUAGGUAAACAGUCAGAAACCUUUUCCCAGGGUAGAAAUGCCUAAUACAAGAAGGCAUAGUGAGAGGGGAAAUGUUUAAUGGAGAUGUGCAGGGUAAGCUUAAAAAAAACCCACAGCGAGUAGUGGGGGCUUGGAACACAUUGUUUGGGGUGAUAGUGGAGGUACAAUGAUAGUGACAUUUAAAAUACUUUGGAUAGGCACAUGGAUAUGAAGGGAAUGGACGAUGUACAUGCUUAUGAGAUCAGUUUAACUUGAUAUCACGUUUGGCACAAAUUCCUGUGCUGUACCGUUCUAUGUUCUCAGUGAUGUCAUUAUCUACAGUCUCCAUACUUAUACUGGCUGUACUUAUCUUUAGACUCACAAUGAUGUGGCUUUAGGCAUCGUACAGAAAACAUUUACGGCCAAAAUCUGCGGCCUCAGUGUUACGCAAAAUGCAGGAUACUUCACAGUUAAAUGAAUAUAAUAGCGUAGAAGUUGUCAGUAAAUGUUGCUGUUUGCUGAUAACAUGCCUUAAACAAAUACACAAUGACCCACUUCACAAUACUGCUGAAUUACUGCUUAUUACAGUAUACAUAAACAUUGACAUCCUACCUGAAGAGUAUCACCAGCAUCGUUAUAGUAAAGGGACAGACAUGAUUUCUUACGCUGAAAACAUCUACAGAAAUACCUCACAAGUCUCACCAUGUUUAUAUUACAUGGCCUUGCUCUCCAUGAAUGAAUGUUAACAAAAUGCUGGAGUAACUCAGUGGGACUUGCAGCGUUUCUGGAGAGAAGGAAUGGGUGAUGUUUCGGGACGCUACCCGAAACGUCACCCGUUCCUUUUCUCCAGAGAUGUUGCCUGUCCCACUGAGUUACUCCAACAUUUUGUGUCUAUCUUCGGUUUAAACCAGCAUCUGCAGUUCCUUCCUACACAAUGAAUGUUAACAUUCAUCUCUCACCAUGAACCCACAAAGGCCUGUCCAAUGCAGUCACAUACAGGAGACAGACAGACAUACUCCACAGCAGUACAGAGAGUAUCUGCUCAUUCAGUGGUAUUUCAAUGAUGCA